Molecule: messenger RNA, 1839 nt
Organism: Rotaria sp. Silwood2
Lineage: Eukaryota; Metazoa; Rotifera; Eurotatoria; Philodinida; Philodinidae
Source: the annotation of a GenBank genome assembly
AUGGAUUCACAAAUAUCAAUUGAAUAUGGUAAAAAACCUAAAGUUGAUAACGAACAACAUAUCAUUCGAAAAAACGGUUGCAUGAAGGAAAUGACUGAUGUAUGCCAUGAUCAUUUUCGCAUUGAUAAAGAACAAUCGAUGCUUAUUGAUUGUCAACGGUUACUUGAACGAAAUGAACCAUUAGAUAAGCCAGAUAAAUAUGGCAUUACUCUUUUGCAUAUUGCUGCUGCAAAAGCAUAUUCAAGUGUAGUUCAUUUUCUAUUACAACAUUAUGUUAACGUAGAUCAAGUUGACGACACGGGCGCUACAGCAUUACAUCUUUGUGCUAAACAUGAGCAAGGUUUGAUUGUAAAAUUUUUACUUGACGCUCAUGCGAAUCCAACAAUUUGUGAUCGAUUUGGUCGAAAACCAAGUGAAGUGUGUGCAUUGAAUAGUUUUAUUCGUGCAUUACUCCUUAAAGCUGAAAUUAAAUUUGAAGAAAAACGAAAACGUGCUGAACAAAGUGAUGAUAGCUUAGAAGAAGAACGUGAAGAAACUAUUGAUAGUUUAUCAGAUGACGAUAAUAACAAUGAUGAUCUACAAAUUUUAUUUAAACCAAUACCACAAAAGCCACCAUUAAUUAUUUCUCAAAUACUAAACAACGAUGAUGAUAAUGAUGAUGAUGACGAUAUAAAAAUGAUGAAUAUUUUUGAUGAAAAAUUAAAUUACUGUACCAAUGAUGAUAUAUCACUUCCAUAUAAAUUACCUAAUGAUGAUUUGGCGCUAUUACCUGAAAUCUCUGAACAAAGUUUACUUUACGAUUUGGAGAUGCGCUAUCGGCAAGGUCAAAUCUAUACUUAUAUCGGAGAUAUCCUUAUCGCUUUAAAUCCAUUCGAUCACUUACCAAUAUAUGGUCGAAAAAUAUCUGAACUUUAUAAAAAUACAGAAUCAAUUGUUUCGUUACCUUCACAUAUUUAUGGAUGUGCCGAACGCUUAUAUCGAAAUAUGUUACGUGAAAAAACAUCUCAAUGUGUUGUUAUAUCUGGUUUAUCCGGUAGUGGAAAAACUGAAUCAUGUAAAUAUAUUGUUCAACAUAUACUUAGUCGUUCCUUAUCUGUUGAAAUAUCACUUAAUAUGAAAAUAAAUCAAGUUAAUCCACUUAUGGAAGCAUUUGGUAAUGCUAAAACAUAUAUUAAUAAUAAUUCAAGUCGUUUUGGAAAAUAUCUUGAAAUUCAUUUUUCACCAACAGGAAAUGUUUUAGGAGCUCAUUUAAAAGAAUAUUUACUUGAAAAAUCUCGUGUUAUAUCGCAUAAUAAUGAUGAAGGAAAUUUUCAUAUAUUUUAUUAUCUAUUUGCUGGUUUAUCUCAUGAUACGUUAGUCCGCAAUGGUUUAAGAAUACCGAGUGAACAUCGAUAUAUGUCACAUAAUAUUGAAUUAGCACAAUUGGAUAGUGCAAGACAAGUUGAAUAUAGAAAAAAAUUUCAAAUGGUUAAACAAAGUUUAAUAUCUAUUGGAUUUUCUAUUGAAGAUGUUCAAUCAAUAUUUACCAUUCUAUCAGCUAUAUUACAUAUCGGUGAUAUUGCUUUUAUUCCACAUGGUUCAAACGAUGGUGUACGUGUUAAAAAUAAUAGUACAAUUGAUAAAAUUGCUGAACUUCUACAAUUAUCAUCAAUGGAAUUUAGUUCAGCAUUAGUUACUGAAUUACAAGUAACACGUGGUGAACAAAUAUUUCGUGAAAGAAAUAUUAUUCAAGCAUCCGAAUGUCGAGAUGCAUUUGCUAAAGCACUUUAUGGAAGAUUAUUUAGUUGGAUUGUUAAUGGAAUUAAUUCAUAUCUACAACCAGUAGAAGAUGAAAGGUGA